Arabis nemorensis is the source of this 492-nucleotide messenger RNA. The record is from the annotation of a GenBank genome assembly. Lineage: Eukaryota; Viridiplantae; Streptophyta; Magnoliopsida; Brassicales; Brassicaceae.
AUGGAGAAGAUAUUACACAGAGAAGUUGAGAAACAAAGGAGACAAGAAAUGGCUUCUCUUUACGCGUCUCUUCGCUCUCUACUCCCUCUCGAGUUCAUUCAGGGAAAGCGUUCAACGUCGGAUCAAUUAAACGAGGCGGUGAAUUACAUAGAGUAUCUGCAGAGGAACAUCAAGGACAUGACUUCCAAGAGAGAUGACCUCAUGCUAUUGUCUGGCCGAAGCUCUGAGCGUAGCAAUGAAGACUUUAGGAAUGAAGUUUCGAAUCAUGUUGUGGUUCGUCCAUGUUUGGUUGGCGUAGAAAUUUUUUUUAUCGUUCAGAGAACAUCAUUGUCAAGCGUUCUGCAAGUGCUUCGUGAACACGGUCUCUGUGUUCUUGGCUGCAUCUCCUCCAAUGUAAAUGAUAGACUCAUUCACACUGUACAGGCUGAGGUCAGCGAUCUGGCUUUAAUUGACUUAGCAGACCUUAAGGAUACAAUUACCCUAAUGAAGUGA